AGUAUUACUCGGCAGAAUACUUUUGACAGCUACAAAGCUGCAUUGAAAACACGGUUUUAAAGCAGUCCAACUAAGAAAUAUUAAAUUAUCGCGAAAAGUACACCGUCUACAAACAUCUAAACAUGGUUGUCGAAGUCGCCGACGUCGAAAUGAAGAACGCGGAUAGUCCGGCCGCUGCGGACACCACUGAACCGAAGAAAGACGUCGAUGCACAGAGCACCAUCGAAAUCCGUGAACAGGCAAGGCAAAUUGAGAAAGCUAUCGCCAACAAGGAGAAUCGUUUUAUUCUGCGUGUCUUGCGAGGUCUGCCUGCUACUCGCCGAAAACUGAACGGUACUGUACUCAGAAAUUUGAUAACUCAAAUCUAUCCAGUCACUGAGAGGGAUUUACUCUUGCAAUUUGUUGAGGAGCCAUCAACCUCAUCUGAAUCUACUGAACAAACCACCAGAGUACGUUCGGCUGUGAAAACGCCAGUCUCUGAAGUAGAUGCCUACAUUCAUCUGCUUAUUUUGGUCAGAUUAAUUGACACAAACAAGUUGGAAACUGCAUGGAGAUGCACAGACAACUUGAUGACCAAAAUCAGCACUCAGAACAGGAGGACUCUGGAUCACAUUGCUGCAAAAUGCUAUUUUUAUCACUCAAGAGUUGCUGAACUCACUAAUAAACUGGAUUCAAUCCGUUCGUUUUUGCACGCUCGCUUGAGAACCGCGACGCUUCGCAACGAUUGAGGACAAGCGGUUCUAAUCAACUGUUUGCUGAGAAACUACCUUCAUUACUAUCUCUAUGACCAAUCUGACAAACUGGUUAGCAAGUGUGUAUUCCCAGAAACAGCUAGCAACAAUGAAUGGGCCAGAUUCUUAUACUAUCUUGGCAGAAUCAAGGCAGCAAGACUUGAAUACAGCUUGGCACACAAACAUUUAGUGCAAGCCAUGCGCAAAGCACCGCAAAAUGCAGCCGUGGGUUUCCGUCAGACAGUACAGAAAUUCCUCAUCGUUGUGGAACUCCUUCUGGGUGAUAUCCCCGAGAGGCAAAUCUUUAGACAAGCAUCAAUGCGCAGAUCACUUGCGCCUUACUUCCAACUUACUCAGGCGGUACGCAUGGGAAAUCUUCAACGUUUCGGCGAAGUUUUAGAAAACUUCAGCCCGCAAUUCAGACAGGAUCACACUUUUACUCUGAUCCUGCGUUUGAGACACAACGUCAUCAAAACCGCCAUCCGCGCAAUUGGCUUGUCUUAUUCACGAAUUUCACCGCAAGAUAUCGCUAAGAAAUUAGGAUUAGAUUCGGCUGAAGAUGCUGAAUUUAUCGUAGCGAAAGCUAUUCGCGAUGGUGUUAUUGAAGCCACCUUAGAUCCAGAGGGUGGAUUCAUGCGCAGCAAGGAAAGUACCGAUAUUUAUUGCACAAAAGAACCGCAAGCGGCUUUCCAUCAACGUAUUUCAUUCUGUUUGGAUUUGCACAAUCAAAGUGUGAAGGCAAUGAGAUACCCGCCGAAAGCAUACGGUAAAGAGCUGGAAUCUGCCGAAGAACGUCGCGAACGUGAACAGCAGGACCUCGAGCUUGCUAAGGAAAUGGCGGAAGAGGACGACGAUGGUUUCCCUAGUUUACUACCAUGUUUUAAAUUUAAUCUUGAUAAAUAUCGAUGAAUACACUAACCUUUUUCAUGAUUUCAAUAAUUUGUAUCGGUAUAAUAAUAAAAAUCACUUAUAAUUAA
Dalotia coriaria is the source of this 1708-nucleotide messenger RNA. It is a transcript of the gene Rpn3, whose product is annotated as regulatory particle non-ATPase 3. Gene Ontology annotation, biological process: regulation of protein catabolic process; ubiquitin-dependent protein catabolic process. Lineage: Eukaryota; Metazoa; Arthropoda; Insecta; Coleoptera; Staphylinidae. Gene Ontology annotation, cellular component: proteasome regulatory particle, lid subcomplex; proteasome complex. The record is from RefSeq and is a predicted model, not a curated record. Gene Ontology annotation, molecular function: enzyme regulator activity.